Messenger RNA from Suillus clintonianus, 693 nucleotides. RefSeq lists its product as uncharacterized. Bases 1 to 693 code for a protein of 230 amino acids. Lineage: Eukaryota; Fungi; Basidiomycota; Agaricomycetes; Boletales; Suillaceae. The record is from RefSeq and is a predicted model, not a curated record. The transcript has 4 exons.
AUGUCAAAUUUGCCCCAGCCUCCCCCAUCGUCAACUGAGAAACUGACGGCUAGGAAAGUGUUUCGAGCCAUCGGCGUUGGGAUCAUUGUCCUUGCUAGUCUUAUCAAUAGUAUCUGCAUUGCAGCCAUUUUCAUUUAUAUUGGCUUUACAAUUCCAGCGCUGAGGCCAUAUGCUGGCUAUGUUGGUUUCUACACCCUUGGGGCAAGGACCAUCACUCUCUUGGGCGUGUUCUCCAUUGGAUGCUACUGGUGCUGUCUUCGACUAGUGGCACCAAAACAAGCCGGAAGCAGCCUUAAAGAGUGGCGUUUGAAAUUUGAAAAAACCUUGUGUCCAAGCGAUGGAAAACUGAGCAAGGCGGCAAGAAGAUAUUUUGGCGAGUUGUUCACGCUAAACCAAACGAGCGACUGUGCUGAUGUUCUUUCGAUUCCAGUCGCCAUGGGCAUACUGAAUACCUUCAGUGGAUUGAGAAGUGUCUUCUACUCAUGGAAAGAACCCGAGUUUAGCAGGUACCAGUUUGUUAUGGGUGUUAUUUUGCUCUUUUGUGGCGCUCAGUCGAGCUACAUUGCCUACGUAGGAAGGGUGCCAAGAAAGAAGGGCACCGGAGGCAAGAAUAUGACUGUGGGCAAUAAUGUCAGUCAGCCCAAAUAUUCGGAUGAGGUUACUCCAGCAGGCGAAUAUACCACAACUCAGUGA